Danio rerio (zebrafish) is the source of this 2721-nucleotide messenger RNA. Lineage: Eukaryota; Metazoa; Chordata; Actinopteri; Cypriniformes; Danionidae. The record is from RefSeq and is a predicted model, not a curated record.
GUGACGGAGACUCGAGCUCCAGUGAGGGAGGAGAGAGACCGAGACACAGGGACACAGAUGGAGCUGCAUGUGCUUAGAAUGCUUAUUAGCUGAGACAAUGUGCGAAAACAUCUGAAUAUAUCUGUUAUUUUCUCGCUCGGCGACAGUUUGAGCUUUUUUUGUUGUGUUAUAUUUGGAAAGGGCACAUAUCGGUAAGUGGAGGAUGACAGUAAGGUUAUGUCUUUAUUGAAGCGAUAGGAUGCUGAGGCAUCGACAGGCGUAUGGCUGAAUUCAAGCAAGCUAGUCCGCCGUAUGUUGAUAAGAAAGGCCACUGUAUGCGGUGUGAAUGAAAGAAGAGGGCUUCUCUCUCGGAUGGAGGUGUUUUAAGAGGUGUGGUGGAGGGAUGAAGGCGGUGUUGACAUCCAGACGGCAGCGGCUCUUCUAUCGGCUCUUCAUAUGUGCUGUGGGGCUCAUCGCCGUCACCUGCUUCGCUCAGAUUCUCCAUGUAACAGAACAUUCCAAAGAAGAAUCGGACCAGAACUGGGCUCGGCGUAAACUAACCCAGCAGAUAAUAGAGGAGAACCAGACAUCCAGUACACCCAGAGCUGCUAUCCAUGAAUUUCCACAGGACAUCUUCACUAAGGGACAGAGGAGGCAUGGGGCCAUUCUACUGCAUGUGUUUUGUGCGGUUUAUAUGUUCUACGCCCUUGCUAUUGUCUGCGAUGUCUUCUUUGUCCCCUCUCUGGAAAAAAUCUGUGAGAAUCUGCACCUCAGUGAAGAUGUUGCCGGUGCCACCUUUAUGGCAGCGGGAAGCUCCGCCCCUGAGCUUUUCACAUCGUUGAUUGGCGUCUUCAUCACCAAGGGAGAUCUGGGUGUAGGAACUAUCGUGGGAUCUGCUGUCUUCAACAUCCUGGUCAUCAUCGGAGUUUGUGGGAUAUUUGCUGGACAGACCAUCACUUUGACCUGGUGGCCGCUCUUCCGGGACUCUAUUUUCUACAUCCUCUCUGUGCUGGCAUUGAUUCUGAUCAUAUAUGAUGAAAAAGUAAUCUGGUGGGAGACUAUAAUCCUCAUAUCGAUGUAUGGAGUUUACAUCCUUAUCAUGAAGUUUAACAGUCAGAUUUGGGGCUGGGUGGAGCAGAGGUUUGGUAUCCCGGGUCAGCCCUGUCUGGUCAGCAGUCUGCGCAGAGAUGUGUCUGUAGGAGAGGCAAGCCCACACUGUGACACCUCCAUGAUCCUCCUGAAGAAAGGUCAGAAUGCAGGUGGCCAAGACUCCCCGGUGGUGAUGGUGGAUGAGCUGAUGAGUCUUCACCCUCACCAGUUCUCUUUCUCAGAGGCAAGCCUCCGUGUCAUGAUCACGCCUCACUUCUCUCCCCGCACUCGCCUCAGCAUGGCCGGACGCAUGCUCAUCACUGAGAGGCAGAGGCUGAUUAGAAACAGGAGUCCUGGAGACAGCAGUGGCAGUGGAGCAGGAGACACUCCGGGACAAGAUGGUCCAGGCAUGGAAGCGGUUCCUUGGGGUCUGGAGAACGGAGGGGCCCUCGAGAGUGAAACGCAACCCCUGGAGGAGCCCAGACGCAGGAGCCAAGGAGGAGAGUUAGAACGAGUAGCAGACAUAGAGGACACACAGCCGAAAGAUGACGAGGAGGACGAAGAAGAGGCAGAUGAAGAACCCUUCAGGCCCUUUACUGUGCCAGAGGGGCGCUGGGAGCAAGCGAAAUGGAUGUUCUCAUGGCCUUUAAGCUGCCUGCUGUACUACACUGUCCCGAACUGUGUUUUGCCCCGUUGGGAGCGCUGGUUCAUGGUUACCUUUGUGGCCUCAACACUCUGGAUUGCCGUGUUCUCCUACCUCAUGGUGUGGAUGGUCACCAUUAUCAGUUUUACACUGGACAUUCCAGAUGUUGUUAUGGGUAUUACAUUUCUAGCAGCAGGCACCAGUGUCCCAGACUGCAUGGCUAGUCUCAUUGUGGCCCGUCAAGGUAUGGGAGACAUGGCGGUGUCCAACUCUAUUGGCAGCAACAUCUUUGACAUUCUGCUGGGUCUUGGUUUUCCAUGGGCUUUGCGCACCCUAGUGGUUGAUUAUGGCUCAACUGUCUCCAUUAACAGUAAAGGACUGGUGUACUCAGUGAUUCUUCUCCUUGCUUCUGUUUUCCUCACUGUACUGAGUGUGCACCUCAACCACUGGAGGCUGGACCGGAGGUUAGGCCUCGGGCUCAUGUUUCUGUAUGCCAUCUUCCUGCUCUGCUCCAUCUGCUUUGAGAAACUCUAAAUCCCACUUUCCUUGGUUAGCUUAGCUGUAGGGUAGACUUAGACCUGGUUAUUCAUAUUUUACCCCCAGUCACUGCCUUAUUAGUAGCGGUUAUUUCAACCAUGGUUUGAAGCCGGAGUAGUGAACGUUACAUAAAGAGAACUAUUACUCUGCUCUGGUAGAUUAAAGGAAUAGACCACAAAAAAAGGAAAAUUUUUCUGAUUAUUUACUCACGCUAAGGGCAUUUUAGAUGUAUGACAGCCAAGGAGAUUUUUCUCCAUCUAAUGCAUGAGUUGCAACAUUCGACCAACUCUAACCUUCAAUAAUCUAUAUUUAGGCAGUCUAAAAAUAAUCCACAAAACCCUGACAAAAAAAGUGUCUUCUAUGGAGAAACAGUUUGUAGUUUUCAGGAAAAAAGGACAAAUGUACAGUUAAAGUCAGAAUUAUUAGCCCCCCUGUAUAUGUCUGUUUAACGGAAGGAAGAUUUUUUUCAACAC